AUGGAGGUCCGUGUGAUGAAUAAAAUAUCCUUACUGAUGAUUCUUUUCCUGCUGGUAUUGCAGUCCUGUAAGGGCAGCGAUAAGAAAAAUAUCCAGGAUGCUGCAGUCAGCCUGACAGUCUGGCAUUAUUUUGCCGAGCAGGAUGUGGAUGUAUUUAACGAGGGCAUACAAAAAUAUGCCAGGCAGAAAGAUAUAGAAGUCACAUCCACUUUUGUGGAGCGCAGAGAUUUAUUAAAACAAUACACGAUGGGUGCCCUUUCAGGACGGCUUCCAGAUGUAGGUUUAGUUGACAACCCGGAUCAUGCAUCUUUUGCUGUUAUGGGCAUUUUUCAGGAUAUCACGGAUCUGGUAGAGGCUACCGGGGAGAAGGAUUUCUUUUUUAAAGGCCCUUUAUUGAGUGCGACCUAUGAGGGGAAAUUAUAUGGUCUGCCCCAUAAUUCUAACGCACUGGCCUUGUUUAUCAAUAAUGCGAUGUUCCGGGAAAAAAACCUUGAAGCUCCGACCACCUGGGAUGAGUUGUUAGUCGUUUGUGAAAAACUGGCUGAUAAAGAAAAGGGCGUUUACCCACUGGCUAUGAGCGCUGUCAAUACUGAGGAAGGAACAUUCCAGUUUAUGCCCUGGCUGCUUUCGGCUGGAGGAGGCAUUGAGGAUCUGGGGGGAGAGAAUUCCAUACGUGCUGUAAAAUUCCUCAAAACACUGAUAGAUAAGGGAUAUAUGUCUAUCGAUGUCAUAAACUGGGGGCAGGGGAGUGCGAACACUCAAUUUAUGAAUGGCCUGGCUGCAAUGCAGGUCAAUGGUCCCUGGAAUAUCCCGACCAUUCAACAGGAGGCUCCUGACCUGGAUUUCAGUGUAGUCCUGUUGCCCAAAGAUCAGAAGUAUGCUUCUGUCCUGGGCGGAGAAAAUUUUGCUGUUCUAAGUGGUGCCCCCAGGGAAGAGGCUUUUGAUUUAUUAUAUUUCAUUACAUCAAAAGAAGUUGUGGCAGAUUACGCGGCGAGAGCCGGCAAGUUUCCCUCGCGUUCUGAUGCCCUGGAGCUUAAGACGAUAUGGACAGAAGAUCCGCUUCUGAAAGUUUUUGGCGAAGAGCUCAAAUUUGCCUUGCCCAGGGGGCCACAUCCCCGGUGGCCUGAGAUUUCCAGUAUCAUUAUCGGGGCAGUGACCGAAGUUUUAACAGGUGUGAAAACGGCUGAAGAAUCCAUGCAGGAAGCAGCUGCAAAAUAUGAUGAAAUUAUCCGUUAG
Saccostrea echinata is the source of this 1236-nucleotide messenger RNA. RefSeq names its product putative binding protein BAB2_0491. NCBI's taxonomy places the organism in Eukaryota, Metazoa, Mollusca, Bivalvia, Ostreida, Ostreidae. Gene Ontology annotation, cellular component: ATP-binding cassette (ABC) transporter complex, substrate-binding subunit-containing. Gene Ontology annotation, biological process: maltodextrin transmembrane transport; maltose transport. The record is from RefSeq and is a predicted model, not a curated record. The transcript has a single exon. The coding region runs from base 1 to 1236 and encodes 411 amino acids. Gene Ontology annotation, molecular function: maltose binding.